This is a messenger RNA of Zalophus californianus (California sea lion), 3064 nucleotides long. It is a transcript of the gene CLRN3, whose product is annotated as clarin 3. NCBI's taxonomy places the organism in Eukaryota, Metazoa, Chordata, Mammalia, Carnivora, Otariidae. The record is from RefSeq and is a predicted model, not a curated record. The transcript has 3 exons. Bases 159 to 848 code for a protein of 229 amino acids.
GGCAUUUUGUCCCUUGAAGAGCUAGCUUUUAUAUUCUACAAGAACCUUUCAUUCGGACUCCUUUUCUAAAUACUGGAGUCCAGAUGAUAAGGUCCAAACAUAGUACAAAAAAUCGUUGCUUUCUUUGUUAACCACAGGACCCCUACUUUCCUGAGAAGAUGCCAACGACAAAGAAAACACUGAUGUUCUUAUUGAGCUUUUUCACAAGCUUUGGGGCGUUCAUCGUCGUCUGCUCUAUGCUUGGGACCCAAGAAUGGGUCAGCAGCAUAAUUGCCAUCAGUGACUCUUCUUCAAACGGUAGUCUUGUUAUCGUCUAUGGACUCUUCCGUGGUAACAGCCGUCAGGAAUUCAGUCAUGGACUUGAGGAAUCAAAGAAGGACUUUGGAGUUUUAGAGAAAUUGAACAAUUCUUCCCAAAGAACGCUGCAUUUGGUGGUUAUCCUGUUCCUGGUCCUCAGCCUGUGCACUUUGCUGCUCAGCUCUGGGCUCACCUUCUACAACAGCAUCAGCAACCCCUAUCAGACGUGUUUGGGGCCAAUAGGCGUGUACACCGGGAGCGGACUUGGUGCCUUCUUCAUUUUCAUGAGCAUGAUACUGUUUGUGGGGAACACACAAGCCAACCAUCUCUCGGAAGACCUGGCCCAGACGCUGUACCAGCCCUAUCCAGCAGCUGCCUACGGAGGAACGAUCCACAGCUAUGGUUACUCAUUUUGGCUAACGCUGCUUGUCAUUCUUCUAAGUAUUAUCACUGUGGUCAUCAUUGUUUUCUACCAGAAGGCCAGAUACCAGCAAAAGCAGGAGCAGAGAAGGCCCAUGGAAUAUGCUCCAAGAGAUGGAAUUUUAUUCUGAAUUUGGUUAUGUUAUUUUGUUACUAGGUCUAUUCUAUUGUACAUCAGCUCCUGAGCAGUGACUGGCUCACUUGUCUGGACAAUCAGCAAAGUUAAGUGUGGCUCUGGUUGACAGUCAUUUUGUGAUAGUUUUGUAUCUCAUGACACUCCAUGAAUGAUGUCACAUCACAAAGGGUUCUUUCCACUAAGGUGAGGAAGAUGAAGGGGAAAUCUCUCGCAGUGUUCAAAGCGGUAGAAUGAUUACUAGACUAUGGGCCCUCCUGACCUGGUCUCACUCUCUAAGACAAUAAAGUUUCGUGGUAUGCACUUUUCCUUUGAGUAGCUCAAAGCACUUUAGCACCUAGGAUCUCCUUCUCCUUAGGAGGGACCAGGUAUUUUGAUUCCACUGUAUGAUUGAAGACUUCCAGGUACAGAGAGAUUCAGAACUCGUCUUUCCAGGACCAGGUAUUGGAGGCAAAAGGUGGGCAAAAGUUUGGAAUAAAUGCCCUGGUCCUGUGGCCCCCUGGUUGCUGACAUAAUUCAAACCCAGUGGUGGGUAGAAGUGCUGAUAUAUGACCUUCAGGCCCAUUUUUGAGGUUCCAAGGGGGCAGUUUUUGUGUGGAAGAGACCAGGAAGUGAGAAGAUUUAAGAAAGAUAAAAAUUAUAGCCCUAUAGCCUCCACACUAGGGAGGCCAAAUGUAUUUUUGGUUUAAAAGGAUUGUGGUGAGUUAAUCAAAAGGGAAAUGUAACUUUGCAAGAAGUUCUAGGAACCAACCCUUUGCUGUUGACACAGUAUAGUUGGACAGAAGUGAGUGGAUCAGCCAUCAGUGGAUUCCAGCCCAGCCAGAAGGUAAGAAAUGGCCUAGAGCACUGGGCUUGCAGGCAUUUCCCGAGUGAAGUCUGGGCAGAUGGAGAACACAGAUAUUGGGUUGCCCUCUAAGAACGGGUGGGUAAAAUUGGUUGACAGACUCAAAAGGACACAAUGGGCCACCAGGAAAUUUUUGAAAAGGUUCAGGAUGGAUUAGACCCACUUUGCCAGUAGGAUAUUCUUCCAGAAAAUCCCUUUGAAGAUCUUUUGGGCUUGAAUAUCCCACAAGUCAGCCAGGUUUCACAUUGACAGGAUUCUGAAAUAAUGACCCGACAUGUCUUGAUUGAACCAAAGUCAAAUAGAGCAGAAAUUUAGCGUAAUUUACACUCUUAGUAUAAUUUACAAAGCAGCAACUCUUUGGAGAGAAAGAUCUGCUUUAUGAAGCUAUUAGGGAGUCACAACCUUCUUAUCUACUAUUUUUUAACAAUCUGUCUUAGAGUUAAUAUUUUUCAUGCAAGAAACACCCAUGGAAUACCUAUGAUGCGAUUAGCAGUGUGCUAACGCUGGUACCUGCCACGGCAGAGCUUACUGUGGAGAAGUCAAGACAGGCAUUCCAAGAGCAGCUGUUAAAUUUCACAUAAAACAGGGACAUAGUCACCAGACUGUGCUCACCCUCUGAAGGUCAGUCCUCUAUAACCGCCUACCCCAAAGUCAAUGUUACUCUAAUAAAUUAACUUGUUGUGCAACUUUGAACAUAUUAAAAUUAUGAUUCUCAACAGUAAAAAAAGUUCUAAAUUCUUUGACGCUAAAAACAUUUAUGUUCUUCGAAGAUUGCAUUUUAUAUCAGAUUUUGAUAAUGUGGACAAGUAAUGGAAAAAGAAAUGGGUAUGGGUGACAAACCCAUGCAAAUGAUCGCUGAGUAGGCAGGCGCUCACACCCCGUGUUAGUGCAAAGGACACUACAGGAUGUAAAGACCGCGUGUACUCAUCUCAGAGUUUGAGCAGCGCCUGGUUUCUUUAGGGGACAAACUAUCUCUAUCCUUAUAUCACAGAGGACCUUUAAGGAACCAUUCCGAACAGGAAUCUGAUAUGGGGAAGUAUGUUUCACAGUCCUGGAGAUGAACAGCUUGACUGUCUCCUACUGUGUCUGAAGGUAGAAGCUAAUGACACUGUGUGUGUGUGUGUAUUCCUUAGAAAUCCUGUUAAGGAAGAACAAAGUUUGCAGACCGCUCAGAGACGUAGACGUGAUUUGCUGUUCUAAAAUUACUUCAUAAACUCACAUUACAUUUGUUGUAGUGGAACCACAUGAAACACCAUUUUCAAAGUCUGCGCUAUUCUGUGGAAUUAGAAUGUUUGAGCGGUCAUGAUACGACCCCUUAAUUAACCCGUGUGGUCCUAUUACGAUGAGCUGGGUGACAAAGUUCAUCCACA